AAAAAAGGUCUAAGAUAAAACAAAAAAUACAGAUAAAUAUAUGAUGUCACCACCCGUAUGCCUAAAGCUAACUAUAAGCCUAUAUAUAAGAGGGGAAUUAGUUGCUAGCUUCUGUCACUUCUUGUAUGACUUUUGGGAAGAGCGACAACGUUAGGAAAGAAAUGUUUCAUUUUAUUCACCUUGUGCGAUUUUUGGCAGAUCUAAAUAAACUCCAAAGUGGCAUGAUUGCUCCAUUUCUAAUUGACAUGGAACUUUUCCAUCUGGUCGUGGAAGACCUAUUUAUGUACUAUAGAUCCAAAUCACUGAACCUGGGAUUAAAUCGCGGUGCAACAGAUUUAAAACUUAUCUACAACUUUGUGGCUUCUUUGCAUGCAUGUUGCAUCGAGGCAGCCCUUGAUCGCUACAGCUUGCAUAAUAUAUACAGAGUCAAGACGUUACACAGGUAUCUUACAGAACAUGAUGUUGUAUCAGCCAGAGAUUUUUCUUUUAUUCGUGGAGCAGAUGGAUCCCUUCAGAUGCCAGUUAUGCCUGGCCUAUAUAACGUCCUCAGAAAUUGUCUCUUAGAUCUCAUGGCUAUACAACGAAAGCAUGAACUUUAA
This is a messenger RNA of Biomphalaria glabrata, 599 nucleotides long. RefSeq lists its product as uncharacterized. NCBI's taxonomy places the organism in Eukaryota, Metazoa, Mollusca, Gastropoda, Planorbidae. The transcript has 2 exons. Bases 126 to 599 code for a protein of 157 amino acids. The record is from RefSeq and is a predicted model, not a curated record.